CCGAAGAUCCAUGACUGGUAGAGAGUAGGAGAAGUUAUGUAACACUACUCCCUCUUCCAAUUUUAAGAAUACAGCAAACUCAAGAUGGCGGCAAAGUCAAAGAUCGGAACCUGGGUCAAAAUGUUGGGCGUGUGAGUCCCCUCCCCAUGACCAAUUUCAUCCCGCCUCCUGUCGCAAACAUGUACUAACAAUGCCAUUCGAUUGCAGCGGCGCAGUAGUCUGCGUAGGCGGUCCGGCGUUCGUUUUCUGGGUCCAGCCGACCGACGAGGAACUCUUCAAGCGUUACAAUCCCGACCUACAGAAGAAGAGCUUGGAGAGACGCUUUGAGAGGCAGCAGGAGUUCGACGACUUUGUCAACCAGCUCAAGGACUUCUCCAAGGACGACAGACCCAUAUGGACAGUGCAAGAGGAAGCCGCAAGGGCAUAUAAGCAAGAGAGAUUAGCGGACGACGCGAAGAGGGCCGAAGAAGCUAGGGCUUUGAAGGAAGCAAUGAGGAGGGAAUCGGGGCUUUCAAGAUAGACUGGAUCCGUGGAAAAUUCUCUGAAUGUAAGAUUGACUUCUGUGUAAACUGGGGAAAAUCAUAUGUAUGCAUAGGGAGAUAUGGCGUUCUGGUGCAGCUGUUUUUUCGACCAAAUACCAAUUCAGUCCUGGGUGUUGCUUCUGUCACUUUUUGUUCCAGGCAAGGAUGAAAUAUCAGAGGACCACGUUAUUACUCUCACUCUCCAGUUACGAUAUUGAUGUUUCCUCUUGCCGUCGCAAUGCCCGGUUCGAAGCUUCAGGAUCGUGCUUUGUCUACACGGCGGGCGUUGAUUUAACAGGCGCGGAAUUUUGCCAACGACUCC
This is a messenger RNA of Truncatella angustata, 843 nucleotides long. RefSeq lists its product as uncharacterized. NCBI's taxonomy places the organism in Eukaryota, Fungi, Ascomycota, Sordariomycetes, Amphisphaeriales, Sporocadaceae. Gene Ontology annotation, cellular component: mitochondrial membrane. The record is from RefSeq and is a predicted model, not a curated record. The transcript has 2 exons. Bases 191 to 520 code for a protein of 109 amino acids. Gene Ontology annotation, biological process: mitochondrial respiratory chain complex III assembly.